Molecule: messenger RNA, 1291 nt
Organism: Scomber japonicus (chub mackerel)
Lineage: Eukaryota; Metazoa; Chordata; Actinopteri; Scombriformes; Scombridae
Gene: serpine3
Product: serpin peptidase inhibitor, clade E (nexin, plasminogen activator inhibitor type 1), member 3
Exons: 8
Coding region: 1-1260 (419 amino acids)
Biological process (GO): negative regulation of endopeptidase activity
Molecular function (GO): serine-type endopeptidase inhibitor activity
Source: RefSeq, a predicted model, not a curated record
AUGUGUCGCCUGCCAGUGGCUUCCCUCUUGGUUUGCUUUUGGUUGGUGGAGAGGAGCCAGUGUAACAGCAGCCUUCAGGACAGCAUGGGAGAGCUGCACGCCAGGUUCGCCGUCAGCCUCUACCAGACGCUCACCCAGACGCAGAACAACUCCAACCUCAUAGUGUCACCUGUGAGCGUCUCCUUGUCCCUUGGGCUCCUGCAGCUCGGGGCCCGGGGCAACACGCUGGCUCAGCUGGAGGAAACGUUGGGAUACAACUUAAACGAUGCACAGGUACAAGACUUCCUUGUGCAUUCACAGAGUGAUAUGGACAACAGCAGUCAGGGGAUGUGGCUGCAGCAGACCUGCACAUUAUUCAUUCAGAGCGGCGUCCAACUCCUGACUGAGUUCACACAACACGCAGCUGCCUGGUCCAACACCAGCGUGGUCCGAGCCAACUUUAGUCAACCCAACCACACCCGCAGCCAGCUGGCGCGAGCUGGACACAGCCACGAUGAGACGUGGCCCCUCCAGGCAGGAAGCAGCAGCGGGGAUCUCUCGGGCUCAGGUGAGACCCAGGGAGAGGCCCUGUGGUGGGGCCAUCGGCUGCAGAUGGCCCUGGUCAACACGGUGGCCUUCAGGGGCGUGUGGCAGAAACAGUUCCUGUUCACCAACACACAGAACCUGCCUUUCCUCCUCUCUGAUGGGACUGCCAUCAAAGUGCCCAUGAUGUAUCAGGCCACAGAGGUUAGCUUUGGUCAGUUCAGGACGACCUCAGACCAGCGUUACACGGUGCUGGAGCUGCCGUACCUGGGCCACUCUCUGAGCCUGCAGGUGGUCCUCCCCAGCGAGAGGAAGACCCCGCUGUCCUCCCUUGAGUCCCAGCUCACCGCUCGCCAGCUGGCCUCCUGGGACACCGGCCUGCGCAGAACCAAGAUGGACAUUUUCCUGCCCAGGUUCAGAAUGCAGAAUAAAUUCAACCUGAGAUCAGUGCUCCCCGCUAUGGGCAUCAGCGACGCCUUUAACCCGACAGCAGCUGACUUCACAGGAAUCUCAGUGGAGGAGGGUCUCUACGUGUCUGACGCCUUCCAUGAAGUGAGAAUAGAAGUCACAGAAGAUGGGACGAAAGCAUCUGCUGCUACGGCGAUGGUGCUACUCAAACGAUCCCGUGCUCCUGUGUUUAAGGCGGACCGGCCGUUCUUAUUUCUUCUGCGACAGAGUAACACAGGAUCUAUCUUGUUCAUGGGCAGAGUGAUGAACCCAGCUGACCAAUCACCUUGAGACUCCCUUCAACACCACCACACACACACAC